Phodopus roborovskii (desert hamster) is the source of this 5371-nucleotide messenger RNA. RefSeq names its product ligand dependent nuclear receptor corepressor (gene Lcor). Lineage: Eukaryota; Metazoa; Chordata; Mammalia; Rodentia; Cricetidae. Bases 117 to 5255 code for a protein of 1712 amino acids. The record is from RefSeq and is a predicted model, not a curated record. The transcript has 9 exons.
CGCGGGCACGCGCGGCGGCGCUCGGGCGUGUGCGAGGCGUGAGGUGGAGAUGGGGGCGGAGGGAGCCGGAGCUGUCACAGGCCCCGCGUCCGCCUGAGCGAGCCAAGUGGGGUGUCAUGGCCGCGGGGGGCAGCGGCUGCACUUCCUCUGCUGGCAGCGGCGGCCGGGGAGUUAGUCCUCGACGCACGGGUCGGUCCCGUUUCCCUCUGUGCGGCGGCCGGCGGGACCACAAGGGCUUAACUCAUAUCUUUAACCCCCCUCCAAAAAGGUUUGAAAGUAUUCUUGAAGGGCUGUUUGGACCUGCAUUAUUAAAAGAUCUCAGUUUAUUUAAAGAGUGUGAACCUGAAAGCAUUUCUGAUUGGGCUUUUGAUGAAAAUUGUCUGUUCUGUUGCUUGAGAAGAGAUAAAGUAAAGGGACACUUAGUCGUUCUGGAUGAGCCAGCUUCCGGAGCUUUGCUUAAACAAGAGCGCGCAAAAGUCACUCGACUCCAGAGACAAGCAGAAGAGUUCCUCAAUGCAGUCUUUUAUAGAAAAGACAGUCCCUGGGUCUCCGACCCCAAUAUUUCCCUAGUGGCCCGUGAGAUCAUGCAGCGAAUGAUCCAACAAUUUGCUGCUGAAUAUACCUCAAAAAAUAGCUCUACUCAGGACCCCAGCCAGCCCAAUAGCACAAAGAACCAAAGCCUGCCGAAAGCAUCUCCAGUCACCACCUCUCCCACGGCUGCAACUACUCAGAACCCUGUGCUCAGCAAACUUCUCAUGGCUGACCAAGAUUCACCUUUGGACCUUACUGUCAGAAAGUCUCAGUCAGAACCUAGCGAACAAGACGGUGUACUUGAUUUAUCUACUAAGAAAAGUCCAUGUGCUAGUAGCACUUCCCUGAGCCAUUCUUCAGGCUGCUCCAGUACUCAAGGGAACGGUGAGGAUUCAGCAGAGGAUGCAGCAUCAGCAGUAGAGUCUAACCAUCCAUCAAAGCCCCCACUGGAGAAGUUUAUGGUCAAACUGUGCACCCACCACCAGAAGCAAUUCAUUCGUGUCCUGAGUGACCUGUACACUGAGUCUCAGCCAGGUACAGGGGACCUGCAGCCUUUGGAUUCUACAGUGAUGGAUGUUUCUACUUGCAAUGAGGCUUGUGCCCAGCUGAGCAGCAGACAGAAUGAGCAGGAUGAUAUGUGUCUCCAUGGGGCGUCUCCUGCUUCUAUAAAUUUGUUCUUAGACUCAUCAGGUUCUCCUAGCUCUCUGAGUGUGACUGAACAAACCAUGAAGGAAUCACCUCCUGAGACAGACUCUGUAGAUGGAAGAGAGAAUGCCUUGACCAUUGUCCAGAAAGAGCCAUCUGAACUUCCAGACCCUGAGCCUAACUCCAGAAGGUCAGCAGACAGUCCCACUAUGGGAUGCCUCACUGGGUUGGAUUCUUCCUCUUUUAACUCCCUCCACAGUUCCAAAAGUUUAGAGGGGCAAACCACUGGACAGGAGCAAGACACUACUCUGAAACCUUGUGAGGAUGGUGAAGACCAUGCCCCAGCCUCAAUCAAAAGUCUUACUGCAGUGGAAGUGGCAGCUGAGGAUACUGAAGAAGGUGGUGGCUGUAUUGUUUCUCAAAGAAACUCAUUCAAAGCUUUAUCAGAAGAGACAUGGGACUCAGGGUUUAUGGGAAACUCAUCUAGUUCUGCAGACAAAGAGAAUGCUUUACAGUGUAGCUCAAAAACACCCUUACACCAGGAUUUAGAGGCAGAUGAACAGGAUGCAAGGCCAAAGCAAGAGAACCAUCUUCAUUCACUAGGUAGAAACAAAGUGGGUUACCAGACGCAACCCAGUGACAAGGGCCAUUUUGAUCAUUCCAAAGGUGAUUGGUUAGCUUCCAGCCCCACACCAGCUGUACACAGAGCAUCCAAUGGUCACUCACGAACCAAGAUGAUGUCAGCCUCCAUCAAGACUGCUCGGAAGAGUAAGAGGGCGUCGGGCUUGAGGAUAAAUGAUUAUGACAACCAGUGUGAUGUUGUUUAUAUCAGUCAACCAAUAACAGAAUGCCACUUUGAAAAUCAAAGGUCCAUAUUGUCUUCUCGGAAAACAGCCCGAAAGAGUACCCGAGGAUACUUUUUUAAUGGUGAUUGUUGUGAACUGCCAACUGUUCGCACGCUGGCCAGAAAUUUACGCUCCCAAGAAAAGGGAAGCUGCUCACCGAUAGCGCCAGAGGCAAUGGUGACUUCCAAGCAGACUCUUACAGUUCCCACCUCAAAGCAUACAGUAGGCAUGCAACUUCCCACAGAAGAUGUGCCGGUUGUGGAAGAUACCUCUGACAAUCCUAAGGAGGAAAGAACCUCCCUUGAGGAAGAAGCUGAAGACGUGUCAUCAGUAAAAGAGCAUCAGGAGCCAGAGGUUUGCCUUACCACAGAUGAACAGAACCCUAGCGGCUCCCCUAGGCCAGGAGAGACCACAGCCUCUAACCCAGCAUGUCUUCUGUCUGCUCCCAUCCCUGAUGAGGAUGUGCCUGAUGUUCCAGAAGGCAGCAUUGUAGCCUCACCUCCCACAGCAAGUGCUCUAUCUCUCCUUGAGCAAGAUCAGUCCCCAGCUUCUCUUCUUGGUGCAGAGGAGAUGCAUACACUCCAGGAGUGCCACCUGGCUCCCACAGCUGGAAGUACCUCCUUCAUCUCUGGGGAAACCAGUGAAGACCUCCUAUGUAGACUUCAGAGUUCUCCUGAAACAGUCAUGAGAGAAGACUGUUCUCCGUGCUCAGAAAAUGGAGGUCCUGCUGUGGGUUUCGAUCCUCCCCUAAGUCUAGAACUGUCUGAGCAUGAUCAAAGCAUCAGUACUGAGGCCGAGGCUGGUGACAUCCCUGGGGACACUCUGUUGCUAGAAGCCACCCUGCCCCUGCUGGACAGCAGCAUUGUCAGUGAUGAGAACCCCAGGGAGACUGAAGCAGGUGAGGCAGCAGGUGGAACAGGACAGCUGGAGAUGCAUGACAGUGAUAGAGAAUACUCUUCAGAAAAUGCUCUGAGUGAGGCAAACUUUGACGCAGCUGAAGAGAAUGUGGACAAGAAGAAAAAGGGGAGAAAACUCCCUGAGGCCUCUGACAGGUGCCUACGAAGUCAGCUUGUAGAUUCAUCCUCUGCUGACAGGUGUCCGGGAAGCCAAGGUGUGGAUUCAUCCACUGCUUGUCCUGAAGGGAAGGCUUCUAAAGACCCUACUUCUGUAAAGCAUUCUAAAAGAGAAGGGCACUCUGGUGGGGCGACACCUGAGGGCUCCGUGAUUGACAGUGUCCAUGCAGAUGAAGUGGGGGACACCGAAACCCCCAUUGUCAAUGAAUGUCCCUCUGAUGAAGAUACUAAGCAGGAGGGUGAAGGAGCUGGGGUUAUCACAAGGCAGACUCUUAAAUGCAUGCUGGCAAAGGGAGUUAAAAGGGAAGAAGGAGAGACUCCCCUAAGCAGUGACCCUGCCACAGUUGGCCAACCACUGCCUGGGGAGAACCUGGGAAUCAAUGUCUGCUCCAAAAUAGAUGAAAGAGAUGUAUAUGUACCCUCAGAAAGCAUCCCUUGUAAAAGGGACCCGGAGCAGGUAAAAGAGAAGCCAGGAUACGUUGCCACACAGGAUGUGGAGGCCGCUGUGAGUGAGGUAGACGCUGAGGAUAACCACUCUAAAGAUGGUGCUGCCCUUGCUCCAUUUAGCUUAGCUCCAGCGUCAGCCGGUCAGAAUGGUGAUGCUGCUGGGCCACCAAAACUGGUUACAAGGCCAAAGAGAUUGCCUUCUUCAACCUACAACCUGAGACACGCUCAUUGUGUGGAUGCCUUGAACACUGCAAAAGGAACUUCUGAGAAGCAAGUCACACAAGUCAACCCAGCGCCAAAGGAAGACGAAGCUCCCGAGAGUGGGGAGCCCUCAGAUGAGGACGAUGCAGACACAGUGGUGGAGGAACAGCCCAAGUUCAUGGGGUGGUGUGCAGAGGAGGAGAGCCAGGAGCUGAUCGCCAGCUUCAACGCCCAAUACUUGAAAGUUCAGAAGGGCUGGGUCCAGUUGGAGAAAGAAGCACAGCCCACAGCAAGAGCAAGGAGCAAGUCCGACAAGCUGAAGGAGAUCUGGAAGAGCAAGAAGAGGUCACGGAAGUGUAGGGGUUCGUUGGAGGUGCAGAAGUUUUCUCCAGUCCAGAUGCUGUUUAUGACAAACUUUAAACUAUCUAAUAUCUGCAAGUGGUUCCUAGAGACAACAGAAACUCGGUCUCUGGUCAUUGUGAAGAAACUAAAUACUCGUCUUCCAGGAGACAUCCCCCUUGUUAAACACCCUCUUCAGAAGUACCCACCUUCCACCCUGUACCCCAGUUCACUACAGGCAGAACGCUUGAAAAAACACUUAAAGAAAUUCCCUGGAGCCAUUCCUGCUAGGAAUAAUUGGAAAACACAGAAGCUGUGGGCUAAACUCAGAGAGAAUCAUGGCCAGGUAGAGCCAGAGGCCGGCAGUGACAUCAGCCUCAGCCCUAACAGUGAAGACAGUGUGGAGGGAGUCAGGGAGAGUAGAAAUAGCCAUCCUCCCGUCAGCUUGCCUACUCCAGCUAGCACCCGGAUCCUUAGAAAGUAUUCCAACAUUCGAGGAAAGCUCAGAGCUCAGCGCCUGGACAGCUCCCUGGGUGGGACUCCCGAAAUUAAGCAGGGCCGAAAGAGUGUGUGCAUCAAUCCGCUGAUGUCCCCCAAGCUGGCCCUCCAGGUGGGUGCAGAUGGCUUCCCUGUCAACCCCAAGAGGGCUGAAGGAAGCAAGGGGAGAAAAGGGAAGCAGAUGCCUGAAACCUUGCUUAGAGGGGAAGGUCAGAACAAACGCAAAAGAGCAGAAGGCAUUGGCACUCAGGAUGAUAAGGACAAGGGGCCAGCAGCAAAGGCCAGCAGAGCCUUUUCUGCCAAGAAGCUAGCUGCAAAGGACAGAGUCAGCCAACUAUCCAAGAAGAUGACCUUGAAAGAGAAUAAAGUGAGGGUGUGUAAAAAUGCUCCUGGGAAGAGCUGCCCACCGUCCAGGAGAGAAAAAGAAAAUGCAAACAAAAGACCUAGCCAUCCUGCUGCAGCCUCGGAAGCAAAACCUGCAAAACAAAGGGGGGCAGGAGAAGCCUCAUCAAAGCCCCCAAAAGCCAGAAGGAAGAGCAGGAAGCUGAGCAGUGGCAGGGGCCGAGCUAGAUCCUUGACAAAAAGCCCAGAGAACCGGGCUGCCCAGAGAAAGAGAAAGCUCAAGGCCAAACUGGGCUCUUCCCAGGGCAAACGGAGGCGGUUAGAUGCCAAGUGAUGGCUGGAUGGCCCCUGAAAGGUGAACUGGCCUGGAGAAGUAACCUUUUAUUUUGCAUUAACAGAGUCUGCUUUUAUAAGCGUAUCGAGCCUUUCAUGUUACAGAGAACACCAGUU